UUUACCAACCUCACACGAAGUAACAAUGGAGACCUACUAUUAUGUUACAUAGAAAAUCCUGAGUUUCCAGAGAUCAAAGUAAUCAAUUCCUAUGAACUCAACAUUACUUACAAGCCGUUCAUUAGUUUUUCUCCCAGUUCCCCAGUUGCUACCUACGUGGAUGACAGUAUUACUGUUUUAUGUCAAUGUGACGCAAACCCACCAGCUAAGAUCGAAUGGUCAAACACUUCUUCGAAUGAAAUAGGUAAAAGGACUGAAGUUAGCCUAGAAUUGAACAUGCAAUUUCAAUUCAUUGGCCGCCAUAACUUUACUUGCAAAGCGAAAAACACAAUUGGUUCAGCAGAAAAUACAGUCCUCAUCGUGGUAAAAGAAAAACCGCCUGCGUCACCAUCCACUGGAAAAGGCCUCUCUUCCUCCAUGUUGAUCGGAAUCACAUGCGGUUGUCUAGCGGUUGUAAUUAUCGCUAUGGUAGUCUUCGGGUGUGUAACUGUAUUGAAAACACGGAAGAAAACAACGACAAGAGAAGAGUCGUAUAAUGUGCCUAUUCAGGAGCGACAACCGAGUUUUCAACCGCUAGAUCCUGAUUACAACGAUCCCGCUGGUUCCAAUCACGGUGAUGGUCCUUCUAGAGAUAUUGCUGAACCGGUUGAGUACACUUGUGUUGUUAAAAGGGCAGUGAGACAGACUACAAAACCCCAGGCCGAGGAAAGAGCACUCAUCUACGCUGAUCUUGAUCUACCAGCAGAGGGUUCCACACGAAGAAAGCCAACAGUGAAUUCAGAUGCCGAAACGACAUACGUUUCAAUUGAUUUUGCCCGGACCAAAAAAUGAAGAGAUCAAUGUUAGACGAUUAGUCACAUAGUCACACAAGUAUUCUCGUUGAAAGAUGGCCAAUUUACUAUUUGUGUAUUAAUGUUAUAUUGCUUGAUUAGUAUGGUGUACAUGGAGCUGUGUUGAUAUCUGAAUAGCUUUAUAUGUUAUUAACGUAUUUCUGUCGUGUUUCAAAAGUUUGAGACCGACGCCAUAUACUUACAUUUUUAGUUAACGCGACCAAUCGUCAAUGACUUAAAACCGACCUCUAGUCCGAACAUGAAUCAUACGUAUGUACUGACACAGUAACGUUAUAAUGAAUUAUAUUCAGGUUGCUUCUUAAUUAAGGUAUUGACAAAGAGCCGUAACUGAUGUUGGAAAAACUCGUCGCCCGAUUCCUCUGCAUGUCCAUACUGAUGAACCUAAACGAUGUGACAUUACAUAUGUCUUAUUUAUUAGGUUGCGUAAAUCCUCAUGUAAUACCUAUAUUGGACUUAAUUCCAAAUUGUAUCCAGACUCUUAAUUAUCUGAAGCAAACAACGACACCCUUUAAAACCGUAGUAUUUUCGAUAGAAUACUAUCAAAAUGUCACACCGUACAAUCUAUUGUUCAGUUAAAGUUAUGUUGCUAAAAGCAGCACCAAAUAUAAGUAACGCCAUAUUCGUUAAACGUUUCAUUCCUUCAAAUAUACUGCCGUACUGAUGUGUAAACUAUUCUGUCGAAAUUGCUUCUGUUGUGGUAAAAAUAAAUCAUUUUAAUUUAUCCACGUACAAUAUUGUAGAAAUUAUUGUCAUUCAUGUACUUUAUGUAUUAAAGGCAAAUACAUAUGUUCGCACAGCUUUAACCGUUAAACUUAUAAUGUUAUUUCAUGGAAGUCUUUCUCGGUUUAUUAGCCAGUAUGCACGUUUUAGAACAAUUUCUUUCAUCUUGGUUAUCUUGUCAAUACAAGUGAAUUUAAAUGACUGAAGUUAUUUGAGAACGAAUGAAAAUCUAAACACCUUGUAAAAUUAACAUUAACAGCCAUAUCGUUGUGCCGAAAUAUCUUUGAUCACUAAGUCGUGAUGUACAUUGAAGUUUUGAGCCUAAGAUAUAUAGCAUAUUAUAAAGGUUGCACCCUCAUUGGCCUUGUACCUAGCUAAACUCCUGUUUGUUUGAUAUUAUGUUAAACCUAGUGUGUCUGCUAGGUUUCCGAGACCUUUAACACGAAUUAUGUUUUAAUGAAAAAUGUUAAAAUGUUGACUCUGAUAUUUGGUGUAUUAGUGACCGUUUAACACAAUGUACAAUCAGAAAUCAAGAUAUAUAUAAAUCAUUACCUUUCAAUGAAAGUUGUUUUGAUAUAGCGUGACUUCUUUUAAUAAGAUAUCUAUUUAGAGAUUUGACAUAUGUUGUCGAUUCAUUUUUAAGAAAUCUUCGGGGAGAUUUUCGACUCUAUUGUUGUUUUGUACAAUUCAAAAUUCCCCAUCAAAAAAAGAUAGCUCGUUUAUAUAAACUCGUUUUUGUAUUUUACUGAACUACAGUAUUUUCACAUCAAACAAUAUCACGUUCAACAGAACAAAUACAAUUAGGAUAUAUUUUAGAUAUAAACGCUAUAUCUCCAAAAUGUAAUAUCAGCUUAUAGAAUACUGUUAAAAUGAUACUGUUAUUCAACAAAAAUGAUCAAAACUAUUUUUAUCGAUCUUGUGACUUUUCGGAACAUAAAUUUUCCGAUGAUACUGAAGACAUAGCAGGAUUUUUUUUUAAAUUCCUGAAAACACAAACAGCUGGUUAAAUCAUUUCAAAUACUGUGGUGUUUACUGAACAUUAUGAAAGACAAUU
Messenger RNA from Mya arenaria, 2625 nucleotides. RefSeq lists its product as uncharacterized. The record is from RefSeq and is a predicted model, not a curated record. NCBI's taxonomy places the organism in Eukaryota, Metazoa, Mollusca, Bivalvia, Myida, Myidae. The transcript has 7 exons. The coding region runs from base 277 to 831 and encodes 184 amino acids.